Molecule: messenger RNA, 948 nt
Organism: Phialemonium atrogriseum
Lineage: Eukaryota; Fungi; Ascomycota; Sordariomycetes; Cephalothecales; Cephalothecaceae
Product: nascent polypeptide-associated complex subunit beta
Exons: 3
Coding region: 298-750 (150 amino acids)
Cellular component (GO): nascent polypeptide-associated complex; cytosol
Source: RefSeq, a predicted model, not a curated record
CAUGAAUGGCCUGACACCUGGGGUGUGGGGUAAAGUUAUUGCGGAAGCGAAAAUUCUUGGCCUCAGCGCACACAAAUUCUUAACAAGGCUCCGAGCUCCUCACCGUCACGAGCCUAUCAUUUUGACGGUUUCCACUGCAAGCGAUCUUCAUUGUCUAACAGGUGUGUCCUACGGGAAUUUACUCUAGUCGACGGGUUCCUCAUUUUGCAGAGCCAGGUAUCGCACUGUCUCGUAGAUGAAACUGACAUAGACUAGAGCUCGGCACCGACCCUGAAGCUCAACCCCAUCACCACAAUCAUGGAUGUCCAGGACCGACUGAAGAAGCUGGGCGCAUCUGCGCGAACUGGUGGCAAAGGAACUCCCCGGCGGAAGGUUAAGCGGACUCCGGCGCGAUCUGCUGGCGACGAUAAGAAGCUCCAGCAGACACUCAAGAAGCUCAACACCCAGCCGAUCCCGGCUAUCGAGGAGGUUAACAUGUUCAAGAGCGACGGAAAUGUUAUCCACUUUGCCGCCCCGAAGGUCCAUGCCUCGGUCCCAUCCAACACCUUUGCCAUCUAUGGCAACGGUGAGGACAAGGAAUUGACCGAGCUUGUGCCCGGUAUCCUGAACCAGCUUGGCCCCGACUCCCUCGCAUCGCUACGCAAGCUUGCCGAGAGCUACCAGAACAUGCAGAAGGGCGAGAAGGAGGCUGACGAUGACGAUAUCCCCGAUUUGGUUGCCGGAGAGAACUUCGAGAACAAGGUCGAGUAGGCAUUGGGCUACCAGGAAAGGUCAUGAAUGGGCUUCAAGGAAGGCAUUCCCCUUGCCCGACCAAGAAAGGAACGACGUGGUUUCUGUAUGGUAGGCGGCGUCUUUGGUAAUGGUUGCAUAAAGGCCACCAAAUCUUGGCCAGGAAUAGGAACACCCCUGGAUGUCUUGAUCCAGACGGCCAAAACAACGUUCCCAAGA